AUGCUGCCUCUCAUCCCAUUCCUGACUACCCCUCUGCUGAAGGUCCCUCUGCUAGCAGGACACGCCAUGUGCACAUACUGGAGUAUGACGCCUCCUAGGGGCGCCGCACCUGCGGUAGAGCAGAAGACCAGAGGGGAGCCUCAGCCGGACUUCAUGUCCACGCGAUUUGCGUGGAUCUUGAAGUACUGCACCUCGGCCACUAAGAUCAUGAUGUGUGGAAUCGCCGCUGCCGAAGUCGCGGUCCUUCUCGCUCAGUACUACCCGGCGUCGGAAUGGAGUCGGGCCGUCUCUCGUUUCCUUCCCAUCCCAGGACCCUCUGCACUACGCAUUAACGUCGCAAGCACGAUAGCGUCUCUCCUUGGAGUAACCGGAGGGCUGAUUCGCAUGUGGUGCUUCCGCACCCUCGGACGGUUCUUCACUUGGGAGAUUACUGUGAGGGAGAAGCAUGAGCUCAUCACCAACGGGCCGUACUCGUUCGUGCGUCAUCCGAGCUACACUGGGAGUACCAUGGUGACAGCAGGGAAUAUUCUGCUGUUGACUACUGGCGGCUCAUACUUUACCGAGGCGGGGUUGUGGGACACUAUCGCGGGGAGAGCGGCAGGGGCGUUGUUCAUCGGGUGGAGGACGCGGGUGAUUUGUCAACUGCUUGGGAGAAUUAGGAGGGAAGAUCGAUUGCUGCAAAAAGAGUUUGGACCUCGAUGGGACGACUGGGCUAGGCGGACACCGUACCGUCUGAUACCGUUGGUUUAUUGA
Messenger RNA from Dichomitus squalens LYAD-421 SS1, 753 nucleotides. RefSeq lists its product as uncharacterized. The transcript has 2 exons. The record is from RefSeq and is a predicted model, not a curated record. Gene Ontology annotation, biological process: C-terminal protein methylation. Lineage: Eukaryota; Fungi; Basidiomycota; Agaricomycetes; Polyporales; Polyporaceae. The coding region runs from base 1 to 753 and encodes 250 amino acids. Gene Ontology annotation, cellular component: membrane. Gene Ontology annotation, molecular function: protein C-terminal S-isoprenylcysteine carboxyl O-methyltransferase activity.